UUCCUCCUUUCUUGAAAAGAAAACACCGAGUGGGUCCCAGAAUUCACCAGGUCUACGGUCAAAGAUACAGCAAUCCUCGAAAGCCAAAGCGCACGCUCGCUCCUGUUAUAAUAGUUCAUCUAAAAUGAAAGGGAAACCCGCAGUUACUUCCCUGAUGUCUUCUCUCCUUAAAAAAGCGAGCUGAGCGACAACACACGGAAUCGAUUCAAUCUAAAUCUAAAUGAAACGAUCAUCGUCAAAAAGCCAGAUGAUCGAAGCAAUGGACGGCUUUGAUCGGCUGCCGGACUCCUUAAUCCUCCUCAUCUUCAACUCUAUCUCCGACAUCAAGGCACUAAUCCGUUGCCGUUCCGUUUCGAAACGUUUCAACUCACUGGUCCCCCAAACCGAAUCCCUCUCUCUCAAAGUCGACUGCGUCAUCUCACCUGAGUCGGAAUCCGACUCGCUCUUCACUCUCUUCAAAUCCCUCCUGAAAUCCAUCCACGAUCUCUUCAAACCCGACCCCAAACCCACGGCCCGAAACCAAACCCAGAACUCCCCGGCCCGAAUCCUCUCGCAGUUCGACCGGAUCCGUGACCUCCAAAUCGAACUACCAGCUGGCGACUUGAAAUUAGAGAAAGGAGCCGUUAUCAAAUGGAGAGCUGAAUUCGGCAAGUCGUUAAGAAGCUGCGUUAUUCUAGGGUUUCGCCGCGUAGCAAAUCCCGAGGGAAAUAGUGCUGACGAGGAAAUUGAUUUUACGGGAGGGUUGAAAACAAGAGUUGUGUGGGCAAUAAGUGCGUUGAUUGCAGCAUCGGCGAGGCAUUAUCUGUUAAACGACGUCGUCAAGGAGCAUAGGGAGAUGGAGAGAUUGGUGUUGGUGGACAGAGAAGGGGAAGGGACGGUGGCGAUGGAGAAGGAAGGGUUGAGGGAGUGUAGGGAGGAGGCGCGUGGAGGAGAGUGGGAGGAGGACGGGGGGAGGACGGUAGUGCCGUGUGUGAGGAUGAGGAUGAGGCACGAGCAAAGAGUGCAGUUGAAGGAUGGAGUUUGGAUGGAAGGUGUGACGUUGGUGGUGGUCAGGCCUUGUAGCGGCGGAGGGGAUGUCGAGGAUGCUGAGUUGGCAUUAGGUGCGUUUGGUGGUGGGAUUUACGGAGAAGCUGUCCAGGAUGGAUGUCCCUUCCCUCGGCCUUAAAACCAAAGAGCAAGGUAGGUGUGUAUCGGAAGGGAUGGAUGGUAGACUGACAGCAGCCAGCCAACGUUGACGGGACACGAUAGUGAAAACAACAUUCUGACAUCAUCUCCCCAUGCCAACAGCAUUGAUGUGUAAAGAGUUGCUGCAAGAAACCCGCAAACUCAUGGACCGAGUUAAAUAAAUACUGUACUUUCUUCACAAAAGUCAUUUGAUUUUACUAGCAGAAUUUGCUGGGGAAUUGAAUGCACGUACACUUGCUGCACCAUUCAUUCGGGCACACAAGUCAUUCGGCAUCCACUCCGCCGCAUAUCGUAACCAUCAUUUCAGGCACGAGUAAACUUUCUUGAAGAAACAUAUUUGUAAAAAUUCUAAUGACUUGAAUUCCAAGAAAAAAAUAAUAUAUCUUUUUAUAUAAUCAAAAACUCUUUCCUUA
Messenger RNA from Populus nigra (black poplar), 1598 nucleotides. RefSeq names its product F-box protein AUF2-like. NCBI's taxonomy places the organism in Eukaryota, Viridiplantae, Streptophyta, Magnoliopsida, Malpighiales, Salicaceae. The transcript is spliced from 2 exons. The record is from RefSeq and is a predicted model, not a curated record. Gene Ontology annotation, molecular function: protein binding. The coding region runs from base 221 to 1165 and encodes 314 amino acids.